This is a messenger RNA of Stegostoma tigrinum, 1135 nucleotides long. Its product is annotated as cyclin-dependent kinase inhibitor 1B-like. Gene Ontology annotation, biological process: signal transduction by p53 class mediator; regulation of mitotic cell cycle. The coding region runs from base 267 to 701 and encodes 144 amino acids. Gene Ontology annotation, molecular function: cyclin-dependent protein serine/threonine kinase inhibitor activity. The record is from RefSeq and is a predicted model, not a curated record. NCBI's taxonomy places the organism in Eukaryota, Metazoa, Chordata, Chondrichthyes, Orectolobiformes, Stegostomatidae. The transcript has 3 exons. Gene Ontology annotation, cellular component: nucleus.
GGUACUGAGAGCGCAGUCAUUCAGCGACAGGCUUCAGCACAGAUUACAGCAGCAUCUCUCCGGGAUCCGCGCAGAUUGCAGCAGGAUCUCUCCGGGAUCAGCACAGACUGGAUCAGAAUCCCUCCGGGAUCAGCACAGACUGGAUCAGGAUCUCUCGCGGAUCAGUAGAGGUUGAAUCCGGAUUUUUCGGGGAUCUGUACAGGUUAUAUCAGGAUCGCUUCGGGAACAGACUGGAUCAGGACUGGAAGCAGAAUUUCCAUGUGGAAAUGGACGACGGGACUUCUCCGUCCAUUGACAUGUGGCGAGCGACAGGGAGGAAGCCCGGGAAGGUCUGCCGGAGCCUCUUUGGGCCGGUCGAUCACGCACAGGUCAGAGCUGAGCUACAGGAGGAGCUGCGGACGGAGCUGGAGGCAGCCAAGAGGCGCUGGGCGUUUGACUUUCAGCGGGACCGGCCGGUGCAGGGGGACGUCCAGUGGGAGGCUGUGUCAAGUCACAAUGUCCCGCAUUUCUAUCGAACCUCUGUGUGUGGUGGCCCACAAAGGGGACCGCAAGGUGAAGCUGAGCGGGGGAAAAUGUCGCCGCCACAGAAAUCUCACCAACUGCAGAAACCUCAGAACCGCAAGAGAAAGCAAACUGUCAUCACAGAUUACUACACAAUGAAGAGGAGGUUUGGACCUUCUGGUUCUGAGACCAAACAAUAAGGGAGACAAGCGGAACCGUGGCUUUGAUUUCUCUUCAUGUUCCCUGGAAAACACUGGGCCUCUGUGGUGAACCAUUGUCCUGGAGAAUUAUGACUCUUGGUUCAGUUACCAGCGGUUCAUUCGCAUUUAUGUUCAUGAGCAGAGCCCUCCCUGAUUUACUGUGGACUUGUUGGCCUUUGAUACUCUCACCCAGGCUGCUGCUGUAAUCCUGAGAACAACGACCUACGCAAGCAAUCGUUUGGAAGCAGAUUUUCUAAAGAGUUAGUGGAUGUUGUUAUGAGGAUCUGGACACUGGGUCAUGUAGUACUCACCUACUUGAGGUGGCUGAGCUGCUGUAUCUGCUCUUCUGUCACAGUCACCCACGGGGUGCAGGCAGCAGCUCAAUGAGAUCUCUCUGUUCAAUAUCACGUCAAAGGAAUGGACAAUGUGGGAGU